AUGGGUUGCCUCGGCCGCUUCAGGAGCAAGAUCAGGGCAGGCAAGGGCAAGGGCAAGAGACCGCACGGGAGGCCGGUGCCGGGGCCGGGCGCGUCGUUCACUUCCGAGGCCACCUGCUCGACGGCGUCCUCGUCGGCCGCGGCCACGAGCCAGUCUCAGUCCCAAGACUCGGGCGCGACCGUGAGGCCCGGCGGGAGCAAGUCGUCGGGGUCGGCCUCGUCGGCGCGGAGCAUCCCGGAGCUGUACGAGGAGCGGGGCGCGAGCAGCCUGCGCGAGUUCGGCCUCCGGGAGCUCCACGCCGCCACCAGCGACUUCAGCCGGCUGCUCAAAAUCGGCGAGGGCGGCUUCGGGAGCGUCUACAAGGGGGUCGUCCGCCUGCCCGGUGGCCCCGCCGGCGGCACCGUGGUGGCCAUCAAAAGGCUCAACACCAGCGGCCACCAGGGGCAUAAGCAGUGGCUGGCAGAAGUUCAUUUUCUAGGGGUUGUCGAGCACCCGAACCUCGUCAAGCUCAUCGGUUACUGUGCUGCCCGUGACGAAAGAGGUCCUCAGAGGCUGCUUGUCUACGAGUUCAUGACGAACAAAACCCUGGAUGAUCAUCUAUUCAAUCGAGCGUACCCUGUUCUUCCAUGGGGCGUCAGGUUGGAAAUAGUAUUUGGCGCUGCUCAGGGUUUGAUGUAUCUCCAUGAAGGGUUGGAGGUUCAGAUCAUAUAUCGUGAUUUCAAAGCUUCCAAUGUUCUGCUGGAUGAGGAGUUUAGACCAAAACUUUCAGACUUUGGAUUAGCGAGGGAAGGGCCAUCAGCAGAUCAAACUCAUGUGUCUACAGCGGUUAUGGGGACCUAUGGUUAUGCGGCUCCAGACUACGUUGCGACAGGUCAUCUCACCACCAAGAGUGAUGUUUGGAGUUUUGGAGUAGUACUCUAUGAGAUCCUCACCGGACGACGUUCUAUGGAAAAGAACCGCCCCAAGAAUGAGCAGAAACUGCUGGAAUGGGUAAAGCAGUAUCCUGUUGGAAGUAAGCAGUUCAACAAGAUUAUAGAUACAAGACUCGAAGGCCGUUACUCUAGGCAGGGAACUAGAGAAAUUGCUAAGUUGGCCAACACCUGCCUUGCGAAGCGCUCAAGGGACCGUCCAACGAUGAGACAGGUGGCUGACAGCCUAAAGCAAGUGAUGCAGCUCAAGCAGUUGGAUGGUGAAAGUGUUGCAUCAGGGGACAACUCGCCACCUCAUGAUGUGCAGGGUAAGCCAACAGCAGACGAUAUUGCCGUGGCUUCAGCAAGGCGGCGGAUGCUUCACCUUGCUGCUCUAGGUGAAAAUGGAAACAGCAUCGCAAGGAGGAGAUUCAUGUUCAUGAAGGCUGCCGCCGCUCCAACUCCGACGUGA
Triticum turgidum subsp. durum (durum wheat) is the source of this 1380-nucleotide messenger RNA. NCBI's taxonomy places the organism in Eukaryota, Viridiplantae, Streptophyta, Magnoliopsida, Poales, Poaceae. The record is from the annotation of a GenBank genome assembly.